AUGGCCUCCAGAUCCGCGAAGCGUGCCCUUAGCGAGAUAGACGUCAAUGUCUCUUCUCCCUCCAAGAAAACAAAACCUAACAGCAAGUCUUCGCAGACGAAGACUGUUUCUAGACCUUCCGACUACAAUAAGCUCACCGUCAAAGAGCUUCAACAGGAACUGAGACGUCGGUCCAUCUACAAGACAGGCACCAAGUCCCAGUUAGUCAUGAAUCUCCAGCAAGAUGAUUUAGCCGACCAGAGAGAGGAGCUUCAAGAGAAGAACAAAUCUGUGGUUGCUGAAGCCAAUUAUGAGGAGCUCAAAGUGCCUGGUCUAAAAGCUGAGCUAGAGGCACGUGAGCUUAAAGUUGGUGGUUCCAAGGCUGAGUUGGUGGAACGUCUUCAUCAAAAUGAUCGGGAUCAAGUACAUAAGAAAGAACAAGAGAGGUUGUUUAAGGAAGAGAUUAAGCGUGAUGAAAGUGAGAAGGUGGUGGAUUACGCGAAAGAAGCUGCGGCUGUUUUGAAAGGCUCGCUUCCUGAUUAUGAGAAGAUGUCGAUGCCAGAGAUCUCUCAAAGGCUCAGCGAGAAGGGGCUCAUGGAUAAGAAGCUCAAGCAGAAAGGCGAUGUCUCUGAGAUGAGACAACGGUUGAGGCAGGCAGAUAUUGAAAUCACCGUUGAGUACAAACAGAUUAUGGAAAAGGACGCCAAGGAGCGACGGGAAAGAUUUGCUGAACUCAAAAAGAAGGCGGGUAUUAAUGAAUCCCACGAUGAUGAAUUCAGGCGUCACUGGAAGAAGUACGAAGAAGUCACCAAACGAGGACCCAAAGCCAAACCUCUCUACGACGAUAGCGGCUACCCUCUCAGCUACGAGAAACUCUCAAACCAACCUACUCGUUACAACCGCUCCCUCGCUGCAUCUGAGAGAAGGAUGGACCACUAUGAACGAAAAGCCCAAGAAACUAAGGAGAAAGCUGCGAUCAUGGGUGUUCCGUAUGAGCGUGGAGACACGAGCAGCAAUAUUGAUUGGAUUGUUGCGAAGGACUUGGAGAUUCCAUGGCAUACGGUGGAGAUGAGUGACUAUAAGGAGUGGAAGAGAAGGGGGUUCAAGGCGAGUGUGGAGAGGUUGAAGAGGGUGAAGGAGGAGGAUGGGGAGGUGAUGAUGCAGAUGAUGCCGGGAUCGGCGUUUAGGGUUGGGUAUGUUAGAUCGUAG
Glarea lozoyensis ATCC 20868 is the source of this 1188-nucleotide messenger RNA. Its product is annotated as SAP. NCBI's taxonomy places the organism in Eukaryota, Fungi, Ascomycota, Leotiomycetes, Helotiales, Helotiaceae. The coding region runs from base 1 to 1188 and encodes 395 amino acids. The transcript has a single exon. The record is from RefSeq and is a predicted model, not a curated record.